Messenger RNA from Zea mays, 1895 nucleotides. RefSeq lists its product as uncharacterized. Gene Ontology annotation, biological process: regulation of DNA-templated transcription. The record is from RefSeq and is a predicted model, not a curated record. The coding region runs from base 814 to 1665 and encodes 283 amino acids. Gene Ontology annotation, molecular function: DNA-binding transcription factor activity; DNA binding. Lineage: Eukaryota; Viridiplantae; Streptophyta; Magnoliopsida; Poales; Poaceae. The transcript has 5 exons.
GUGCCUGCGCCAUCGCCUCACACGUUUCGUCUCCCUGCACCGCUCCUCCUCAUCGUCGUCUCCCCACCUGACCUGACCCGACCGAACCGACCCGACCACUCCUCCCCUGCUCUUCCGCCCCAAGCAAGACCCAUUAAACCCCCUCGCCCUCUCCUUUCGGGGCUCAUCUCGCCUCUCCCCCGUCCCCUGCCUGGACCCUCCCGAUCCGCCUCUCCUCGGAUUCCGGGUGGUUCCCAUUCCAUCGACGUACCCCCUAGUAUUCACUGCUUCGGUGUUGUGGGCUCCGUAGAUCGACGUGGCACCAGAACUAUCCGCGCUAGCUGUUGAUUUAUGUCGCCUGCUCUGCUGCCGCUCCAUGGUUCUGAGCUCACGUCGUCAGCAUCCUCUUCUUGCUCCUUUCUCCAGCCUGGGCAGGGGGGCGCCAGAGACUGCGGGUUUCGCUUCAGGAUCUCAGGAUUUGGAUUUGGGGUGAAGUACUCUGGGUUUCUACAUUUAGGCCCUCGCUUCCUACUUUGCCGCACCUGAGAUAGUAAAAGAGUUCAAGAAUCCCCCCCAAAUCACAGUCAGUCUUGGGUCUGGUUUGGGUGGAUUUCAUUACGUUUCCUCCAAGUUCAAACAGCCAGCAGGAUUUCCGAGUUGAGUCUGAAGAUCUUCGCUUUUCCGGUUUCCAUCAGAAGUUAGAGAGAACCCCUAUUCUGAUUUGCCAGAUUCCAUCUGUGCUGCAGUUCUUGCGCAGUUCAAGAGACUGCCCCAACUUUAUCCAAAAAGUUUCCUCCGUCUCAUUUGUGGUCAAUCUGGAAGCGGUGUGUCAAGAUGCGGCCCUCGGUGCAGAAGGUCCGCAUUUUCUGUUCUGAUCCUGAUGCUACUGACUCAUCUGAUGAUGAAGAUGGCCAGAUCAUCGCAGUGAAGAAAAUGGUUAUGGAGAUACUAGUCCCAGUGACAAACUCGAAGACAUCUAAUAGUCUGAAGACCCUUGUGCCGUGUGGAGCAAAGGACCUGGAGGUUUCAGAGAAGAAGGGUAAAUCAAGCAGGUUCCGUGGCGUGCGCAGGCGACGCUGGGGUCGAUGGGCAGCCGAGAUUCGUGAUCCUGUGAGAAAAACCAGGAAGUGGAUUGGCUCGUAUGACUCUGAGGAGGCUGCUGCUGCGGCAUAUCAGGCGUAUGCAAAACAGAUCCGUGAAGAGUUGCUAGCCAUCAAGAACCAACGGUCUGUAUCAGAACGUGCAGCUCUAUCAAGUUCAUCCUCGGUUUCUUGCGUAUCUUCGUCUCCCCCAUGUGAGCAGACAGGGCAUGAACCGCAGACUAGAGUGCUCGUGGAGAAAGAUCCUGAGCCUGUAGAUGAAGUCUUUCUGAACUUCUCUCUCACACCCAAGGGGAUUUCAAUGGACGAUUUGUUAGGACGGAUAGAUGAGAUUCCUGUUUGUGACGACCCUGUCAGCCCAACUGAUGAGCUUCCACUUGACAAUUUCACGAGCCUGGAAGAUGCAUUCCCGAUCAGCGAUUUCAUCGGUUCAAGAGAUGAGCAUCUGUAUGAGCACUAUAUUGGCCUGGCUGACAUUAGCCACCUGCCUCUUCCAAUGGAUGAUCCAGCUUUCAAUCUGGAUGCAGAGCUUGAUUGGAGUGGGUUUGACUUCGCUGCGAUUGAAGGUGAACUUGAUGUCCUUUGAGGCUGCAAUCAGUGAUGUGUUAUACUGAAACCUGCACUUGCUUAUGUUGUAUUCAGCUGAAAGCUCCUCUCUAUGUUUUUUAUAUUUGUCAGAAUACAACAAUGAAUACGGAUUCAGGUUUCAGUCCAUCUAUGUCAGAAUACAUGAGCACAGUUUCUUUCAUUUUGUUCUUAGAAAAACUGAUGACAUAUGGGUGCAGUCUAUCUCUAACAAGGAGUUCGCAUUUUUAA